UAAACUGAAUUCCACAGCAGUUUUUCGAAACCGGUUGUAAACAGACAGCAAACGCACUCGUUACUUUAUGAGAGUUCGCAUUUCGCAGUUACGUGCUAAUUUUGGCUGUUUGGAUACUUUGACAGCUCAUACACGUUGUUGUUGUUUUUUUUAAUCCUGGGCUUGGUGUUAUUUCAGUCAGACUGCAGGUGAGGUCAGUGAACUGUACUCACCUCACUGGCUAAACAGAAGUAGCUACUAGUGUGCUGUUUUAUUGCAAAAGAAAUAGCAAAACCACGAUUUUUAUUCCAGUUCUUAGGUUUACCCUGGGGAUAUCAUCGCCUGCUCCAGGGUGGAGAGCUGACACGACUGUCCUUGAGCCUUCCGGAAAAUAUUGCACUGUAACGCUCUCCCAGUUUAAAUGAGCUGGAAUGAAUGUGUCUGGCUACUGCGGCUGGGUUUAGAGUUUCAGCUCGUUUCCUUUCGGUUGUUUUAACCAGCUGUAGGCCUCAGGCUUUGCUUAUGGAGAUCCAAGUGGCACAUCUGCCUCCGUCCAAGUCUGAAGAGUGUCAGAGGCGCUUUCAGGCGGCUGUGGAUGUCAUCCAGAACCUGCCCAAAAACGGUUCCUACAGGCCUUCAUAUGAAGUGAUGCUGCGUUUCUAUAGCCUGUAUAAGCAGGCUGUGUGUGGACCUUGCACAACAUCUCGCCCAGGCUUCUGGGACCCUGUGGGUCGCUACAAGUGGGAUGCUUGGAAUCGGCUUGGAAACAUGAGUCGUGAGAGUGCCAUGGCUGCCUAUGUUGAUGAGAUGAAGAAAGUUGCGCAAGAGGUAAUAGACAAUAUGGCCAUAAAUGAGAAGACGGCCUCUUUUUACCAUUACUUUGAGCCACUCUACCAUGUCAUUCAUGAUCUGCCAAGACCACCAGAGGCACUACUGAGUCUGAGACAAGAUAUAAAUGCAAACGAAGCAACUGAAAAUCCAGCUGAGGAUAUGAAUGGUGCCAUACAAGAAGAAAUAACUCCAGAACAAGAGCAAAAGCUGGAUCUUGAGCCUUUCCUUAAGAGUGUGCCUCAGAGUGAAAGUGCAGACAUGGCUCUGUCAGAUGGUCUGGUGCUGACUAGCGACUCUGAGAGUGAAAUCUUCUGUGACUCAGUGGAGCAGCUGGACUGCGUUAAGCAGCCAGUUCCUGAGCCGUACAACAAGCAGAACUGGCAUGUGAACUACACACCUGCCCUCCAGGUGACCCAGCUGGGUGCUGGACAGGGUGGAGAGGGGGCUGGGAAUGGACCACCACCAAAGAAGAGGGAACAAGGAAGAGAUGGAAUGAGGCAUGGUUGGAGGGAAGCUCCUGGCGGUGUUCUGUACAACAGCGGUAGACGAGCAGGGCAGCAGGCUUCAGGUGGAGGAGGACACAACCCUGAGAGAGGGACUGAAAGACUACAGGACAUACAAGUGCAGGAGCAGAUCAUACUAGCACUACAGAGGCUCAGAGAGGACAUGCAGAGCGUGAUGGAGCGCCUAGAGGUGGUUGAGGGCUUGGCUGCAGCUUAUGCUCACAAUUCACAGUGGAGACACAUGCAGUUAACAUCUCCACAGACUGAGGUGGAGAAAUGGUGGCCAUUUGAUGUUUCUGGCCGAACUCUGCUGCUGCUUUUGAUCUGGCCUUUCAUCGCUCAGGGAAUGAUAUUCUGGCUACGGCAGAGGAAGAAAAAGCCUCAAAAUCGUGUGUGUCUCUAAUAGGAAUGUAUCUUGUGCAAGGAAAUCAUACUACAUAAUGAUCAGUAUAGUAUUUGAUGCUGAGGUUCAGGUGCUUAAAAAUAAUUAGGAUGCUUUUUAAAAUAAUUCAUUUCAAAACGAACAACCCAUUGAAUCGACUCAACUGAUCCUUUUGAAAUAAACUCGGGGACAUUUAGAACAGUC
Messenger RNA from Neoarius graeffei (lesser salmon catfish), 1899 nucleotides. RefSeq names its product acyl-CoA binding domain containing 4 (gene acbd4). Gene Ontology annotation, molecular function: fatty-acyl-CoA binding. The transcript has 10 exons. Gene Ontology annotation, biological process: autophagy of peroxisome; fatty acid metabolic process. The record is from RefSeq and is a predicted model, not a curated record. NCBI's taxonomy places the organism in Eukaryota, Metazoa, Chordata, Actinopteri, Siluriformes, Ariidae. Bases 415 to 1716 code for a protein of 433 amino acids.